Messenger RNA from Papilio xuthus (Asian swallowtail), 2295 nucleotides. RefSeq names its product coiled-coil domain-containing protein KIAA1407 homolog. Lineage: Eukaryota; Metazoa; Arthropoda; Insecta; Lepidoptera; Papilionidae. The coding region runs from base 364 to 2286 and encodes 640 amino acids. The record is from RefSeq and is a predicted model, not a curated record. The transcript is spliced from 7 exons.
UUGCAUAAACAUGGAGAGGCCGGUGGUCUCUGCCUACCCUUCUGGGUUACGGGCGUGAGAUUUUAUUAAGUUUUAAAAAAGUAGCCUGCUUCUUGAAAGGUCAUGUUGCCAUGGCAGCGUCGACUGUUUUUGAAUUAAAUUAUGCAUAAGACAUCGCACCAAAAUUGUUAGAUCAAUACUUUUAUUUACUUAAGGACAUCGUAAGAAGUCUUAAAAAUACAAAUUUAUCUAUAUAUUAAAUAGGACACAUUUAUGAGUAUAAGCUUGAAGAAUUCUGUGAAAUUGAUAGCUAAUUGCACUUUAUUGUGUACCUAUUUUUGAGAAUAUUUUCAGGAAUUUUUUUUUAAGUGCUCUAGUCAAAAUAUGAACAGGGAUAUUGUUAAUUUGCGAAAUUAUUUUAACAAGCUUAAUUUACGGAAUGAAAUUUGUAUUAAGAAUGCUAUGAAAAAAAUAGAAAGUUGUAAACCAAACUUGAGGAAAGAAAUCUCGAAAUAUGAAGAUCUCGAAAAUGAAAUAUUUGGUUUCAAUAGCGACAAUUCUGACGAUUUAAUUGUAAAACAUGAUACCAGUUUUAAACCGCAAAUAAAGCCACAGAAACGUUCCAAUAACGUAAGCAAUAAAAUGAAGCAAAGAAAAGAUAAUAUCGAUAUUAGUGCAAUGAGCAAAAAGAGAAAAAUCACUCAGGAUAAUAAUUUAGAACAAAGUUAUUCAUCUAACGAAAUCAAGUGUGUAAAUAACGAUUUAGAUUUUAAUUAUAAUGUUAAGACCCAAAAUAUAGACGACACUAUAAAAUCUGAAAGCAAGAUUAACGAACAUCGUACUGAUCUCGAAUCUCUUUUAAUUAUGAUGGCUAUUGAUUCGAACGUUGAAAAAGACAAUAAUGAAAAGGACGAUAUUUCUUUCGCUAGUUAUCAAAGAAACAAUUUAGAUGUGGAAACUAAGAAUGAUAAUAAUCGAAUUCCUAUUACAAUGGAAAUGGAGAACGGUAAAAUAUCAGAAGUAUUAUGUAUUAUUCCGUUUAGAACCGAAGCCCAGAAUAGACAUAAUUUUUUGGGGAAGAAAUAUUUCAAAAAAUGGAAAAUUUACGCCGAUACAAGGAGACAGAUAAAAGAAAGAGAAAUUGCUAUUAAUAAGUUUUUCGAUAAACUGACAGAGAAGAAGAAUAGUUCAAAACAAUCAAUUGAAUCUGUUAAUAAAACAAAAUUACACGUUCGAGACUAUAACACCUAUCAACACAGGUACAAAGUGCAGCAAAACAUAAUCGCUUUACAAAAGAUGAAAUUAGACGAACAAAAUAAAAUUAUAGAACAACUUAAAUGUAACAAAAUUAUUGAAUCAUCUAAGCAAUCGUUGGAAUCAAUGCGAGACGAAAUUUGUAAAACGUAUUACCAAAUUGAUCGACAACUCAAACCGAAGAUCAAAUGUUUAACAAACGAAUUAAAGAUUCGGGAAAUAGAAGAACCAUCAUUAGUGCUUCACUGUUUAAAAGUACCGCAAUUUAUACAACGUAUGGAGUAUAGGGCAAGAGAACGCGAGGAAAAACAUGCCAUGAUUCGAGAGAGACGACGGCAGAUGGAAGAAGAACGCCUUAGGCUGAAACAACAGUCUGAAUUGGCUAAAGCCGAAAUGGAUAAAGAAGAAAAAUUGAAAAGAAUGAAAGAAUUAAAAGAGAAACGAAAGAAGGAAAAAAUAGAAAACAUAAGGAAGAAACAACACGCUGAAAGAAUGAGGGCUCUUAUUGUGAUGGCGGAUCUACAUUAUGAAAAAAAUUUGAUGGCAAAGUAUGGAAUUAAUCCAUUAAGGAAGCUAAUGGCAAUAAAACAAGAUAAUAUGGAAAAGGCUAAAGCACAUUACCUUUUCCAAAUUAAGAAGAAUGUAUUUUUGCAUUGGAUGUGGCAUACAGAAGAUAUGUGGUUGGAAAGAAAUUAUAUAGCGGAAGAUUUUUAUAGAAAGAAAAUUUUACGCAAAACGUUCGACUCUUUUAAACAGAACUAUCGUGAUUAUAAAUUAAAACUUCAAGUUGCCGAAGAUUAUUCUGAUUUAUACGUAUCGCAGUUAGUAUUUCGUGAAUUUCGUAAAGGGAUAGAAAUGAUUAAAAAAGAGUAUCAGAUGAAAUGGUACAAAGCUGAAAUAUAUCAUAAUAGUAAUAUACUUUUUAAAACAUUUACAUGUUGGAGAGCAUUACCCGCUUUGAACGCUUUAAUAAGAGAACAAGAGGCCAGAAAAUUAAGAUGGCGGGAAAAAGUGUUGCAAGUUGUACCAGAUUAUAAACCACCCGAAGAGUAGUUAAGUAAA